Messenger RNA from Zootermopsis nevadensis, 775 nucleotides. The record is from RefSeq and is a predicted model, not a curated record. Lineage: Eukaryota; Metazoa; Arthropoda; Insecta; Blattodea; Termopsidae.
AGGACAGGCACCGGUGUGAGUCAGGGCAAACAUGUUGCCAACUAUCAUCAUGCACUUCACUGUAGCGUUGGUGGUACUGCGUACGGCCAUUGGUGUUAAAGGACUCGGAACGACGUUGCCAAAUUUUGAUAACGUCACUGUAUUGGAGAUUGGGUCUUCGGUGUCGCCAUUUAACGAAACUGGCAAUGGCACAGGCGACAUUUGUGACACGACGAAGAUCAGGAUUAUCGGCGGAUCCAAGGCCAGUCAAGGAGAUUUCCCCUACCAGGUUUCAAUUCAACAUAGCGGCUGGCAGCUGAGACACUUCUGUGGUGGUUCCGUCAUAGACGAACAGCACGUCCUUACCGCGGCCCACUGCGUGGACGGUAAAGGCCCCGGUGACAUUCGGGUGAUUGCCGGCGAUGUGAUGCUCGAUCGGUCCAGGUGCACCAGCGUUCGUCGGUCCGUAUCUGCCAUCUUCAUGCACGAGAAUUACGACUAUAACACACUGGAAAACGACAUCGCUCUGUUGAGGGUUACCGAACACUUUCCUCUGGACAGCGAAUUCAUUAUGGCCAUCAGGCUAGCGAACGCUACGGUUCAGGAAGGAACUGCUUGCAACGUUACGGGAUGGGGAAUUGCUGACUCAGGCCCAUCUGAUCUACCGCAAAAUCUCCAGUUUGUGGAAGUUCCUAUCAUAUCAGCGGAGAAUUGCAGUGACGACAAGAACGAGUACGACGUCCGGGACGGAAUGAUCUGCGCGGGGUGUCGGGAGGGGGGGAAGGACUCGUGUCAG